AUGGUAGUUGUCAAUGAGGUCAAGGAUGGAAACGGAGGCAAUGGGGAGGGUUCUGCUUCGAACGGUGCGACUCGUACUGCUGCUCACACGCAUAUCAAAGGACUUGGUUUGGACGAAAAUGGUAUCGCAAAACAGGCAGAUGGAGGGUUUGUUGGCCAGAUUGAGGCCAGAGAGGCGUGUGGCGUCAUUGUGGAUCUGAUUAAGGCCAAAAAGAUGUCCGGGAGAGCUAUCCUGUUGGCCGGUGGCCCUUCAACGGGUAAGACAGCACUUGCGCUGGCUAUCUCGCAGGAGCUGGGACCUAAGGUUCCGUUCUGCCCGCUGGUGGGUAGUGAGCUGUACUCCGUGGAAGUUAAGAAGACAGAAACGUUGAUGGAAAACUUCAGAAGGGCUAUUGGUCUCAGAAUCAAGGAGAGGAAGGAAGUUUAUGAGGGAGAGGUGACGGAACUGACGCCAGAGGAUGCUGAAAAUCCGCUAGGUGGGUACGGGAAGACUAUCUCUCACGUUAUCGUAGGUUUGAAGUCUGCUAAGGGUACCAAGACUUUGAGAUUGGACCCUACCAUUUACGAGAGCAUCCAGCGUGAGAAAGUGAGCGUGGGAGACGUCAUAUACAUCGAGUCAAACACGGGGGCUGUGAAAAGAGUCGGUAGAUCUGAUGCAUAUGCCACCGAAUACGACCUUGAGACAGAAGAAUACGUUCCACUGCCAAAGGGAGAAGUCCACAAGAAAAAGGAGAUUGUUCAGGAUGUGACUCUCCAUGACUUGGAUGUGGCUAACGCUAGACCUCAAGGUGGCCAAGAUGUGGUCUCCAUCAUGGGCCAACUGAUGAAGCCAAAAAAGACAGAGAUAACGGAAAAGCUGAGACAGGAGGUCAAUAAGGUUGUAGCCAAAUAUAUCGAUCAAGGAGUAGCAGAACUGGUGCCGGGCGUUCUGUUUAUCGACGAAGUCAACAUGUUGGAUAUCGAGAUCUUUACGUACCUAAACAAAGCGUUAGAGUCCAAUAUUGCGCCCGUGGUUGUUUUAGCAUCGAAUAGGGGCAUGACCACCGUUCGUGGCACUGAAGAUGUGGUAUCACCACACGGUGUGCCCCCAGACUUGAUCGACAGAUUGCUUAUUGUGCGUACGAUACCUUAUGUCAGAGACGAGAUCCAUCGUAUUAUAGACAGAAGAGCCAAGGUUGAAAAUCUCCAAGUAGAACCCGCCGCUUUGGAUCUGCUAGCCGAUAUGGGCACCAAGACAUCACUGCGUUAUGCUUUACAGCUUUUAUCGCCUGCAGGUAUCCUGUCGCAAUCCUCGGGCCGCAAGGAGAUCAUAACGUCUGAUGUGCAGGAAGCCAAGACAUUGUUUUUGGACGCAAAGCGCUCGACUCAAAUCUUAGAAACAGCUAAAAACUAUUUGUAG
Messenger RNA from Torulaspora globosa, 1398 nucleotides. RefSeq names its product RuvB family ATP-dependent DNA helicase pontin (gene RVB1). Gene Ontology annotation, cellular component: Ino80 complex; Swr1 complex; R2TP complex. Bases 1 to 1398 code for a protein of 465 amino acids. Gene Ontology annotation, molecular function: ATP hydrolysis activity; ATP binding; DNA helicase activity. The transcript has a single exon. The record is from RefSeq and is a predicted model, not a curated record. Gene Ontology annotation, biological process: regulation of transcription by RNA polymerase II; chromatin remodeling; box C/D snoRNP assembly. Lineage: Eukaryota; Fungi; Ascomycota; Saccharomycetes; Saccharomycetales; Saccharomycetaceae.